AUGGGCGGUAUAUUCCGUGAUGCACCUCCAUCCAACACCUGCGAACCCUUCAUCCCACCAGACGACCAAGUCGAUCAAGUAUGUUUCGUCAAUAUGACAUGCGCGACUUACAUUUGCGAUUAUUGGCAUGCCGGUAUCGCCCGUAGGAACAUCACCUUAGAUCAUGAUGGUCAUUAUGCGGAGAGACAAUUCUGUUAUGUUCCUAACGGGACGCUUGCGGAUGAACGGUUUGACGAAGCGAAAAGAGAAGCUGGAGAGGAGGUAUGUCCAGGGAAUAUGACUACCUUCUAUAAGAAUUCUUCGGCAACGUCGCGACUGCGAUGUGGAAUUGAGUGGGAAUAUGGGGAAGAACAUGGGUGGAAAAGCAGGUUGUGCCUUUUGGGUAUGGCUUGGAUGAUGGGUGUGGGAGUGAAAUUGGUCGUUGAUGGAAUGGGUUGGGGAGAUCUGUAA
This is a messenger RNA of Kwoniella botswanensis, 450 nucleotides long. RefSeq lists its product as uncharacterized. The transcript has a single exon. NCBI's taxonomy places the organism in Eukaryota, Fungi, Basidiomycota, Tremellomycetes, Tremellales, Cryptococcaceae. Bases 1 to 450 code for a protein of 149 amino acids. The record is from RefSeq and is a predicted model, not a curated record.